AUGUUCGGACGGAGCUCAGGACCAGCUGCUCGGCUUGCCCGGCAGCAAUUGCAAUCAAAAGCUCGUGUUGCCAACUCUCGCUUUCAAUCAACCGCAUCUCAUGCAGCCUCCGCCGGUGGCAACCCUGCUUUGAUUGGUGGAAUUACUGGUGGAGCUGUCGCCGUUUCUAUUGGAUACAUCUGGUAUCAUUUCUCCGGGGCCAAGACACUCGUGAACACAAGCAAGCAGACACAAGCCUACCUCGAUCAAGCCAAACAAACAAUCGCUCAAAAUGCGCCCGAGCCCAACGAGGCAUUCCGCUGGUUGGAGGAUUCGGUAAAAAGCUACGCCGUCUUCAUCCCUGGUGCGCGAGGCUACGUCGACACCGCAUUUGAAGACCUGAAAAAGAUCCAGAACGACCACCGAAAGGAAUUUGAUGAAAUUGUCAGUGACGCAUACAAUGACCUACAUGAUAUUACGCAAAAAGAGGGAUUUACCACCGCUUCGGCGUCCAAGGGAUUGCAGGUUUUGCAAAAGCACUCCAAACGCCUUUUCGAUCUGGCUGGUGAUGCCGCGGAGAAUGUCCUCAGCAACCACCCUCAAUUGAAGGAGAAAGUUGGGGGCAGCUACGACCAGCUUAAGCAGAUGGGUGAUGCUUACGGCCCCAAGGCGAAAGAGGAGGUGGACCAGACUUGGAAACAGAUCUCCAGCAUUGUGCAGCGCGGCGUGAAUGCGGACUCACUGGAGGAGAUCAAGAAGAUGAUCCAGGACAAGACGGACAAGCUGCAGAAAAUGGGAGACGAGGCAUGGCAGAAGGGCCUCGAGGAGUCUCAGCAAUACUUGGAAAAGAACCCCAAGCUGAAGCAAUUGGUCGAAGACAAUGCCGAUACCCUGAAGAAGGGAAACUUCAAGGACCUGUGGGGCCUUGUGAAGGAUAGCGCUUCUUCGGGCAAGACGGAGCAAGUGGAAAAAUAUGUCAAAGAGAAGGCUGACAAAACCAAGAACACCGACUUGGGCAGCCUGGACAAAUGGCUGAAUAUGGUUCCGGGUGGCUCAAACAUAAUUCCCCAGCUGCAGUCGCUACAGACCAUUGCGCAGAAGAAGGGUAGCGAAGCAGAGAACGUGCUUACAGAGACCCUCGAGGAGCUACAAGAUGUGCUGAAAAAGCGAAAGGAACAGGUGGAAAAGCUCGCCGAGGAGGCGAAGAAGGAUGCGAAAUGA
This is a messenger RNA of Penicillium atrosanguineum, 1200 nucleotides long. RefSeq lists its product as uncharacterized. The coding region runs from base 1 to 1200 and encodes 399 amino acids. The transcript has a single exon. The record is from RefSeq and is a predicted model, not a curated record. NCBI's taxonomy places the organism in Eukaryota, Fungi, Ascomycota, Eurotiomycetes, Eurotiales, Aspergillaceae.